ACCCCCGUGCCUCGCCGGAGCUCCGCCGCCGCAGCCGCCGCGCCUCUGUUGUCCCGGCCGGUCAAUGCCCUCGAUUCCAUCGCCCCGCGCCGCGUAUUCCUGAUUCUCCUCCUCCCCCGGGCCCCGGGCUCUUCUGACGAGGAGGCCGACGACGAGGAGGAGGAGGUGGCGAAGGUGGUUGCCGGCGGCGGGGAGAUGGGGCACGCGCCGGGGGUAGCUCGCGUGCGGCGGGCGCUGCUCGCCCCGUGCGUGACGUGCCCUCUCUGCGACGGCUACUUCCGGGAGGCCAGCGCCUUCACCGAGUGCGGCCAUACCUUUUGCCGGGAAUGUAUUAUGAAGAAAAUAGAUGAGGAGGAGAUCGAAGCCUGCCCAGUAUGCGACGUUGCUCUUGGGAUCACUCCUGAAGAGAAACUCAGGGCUGAUAUAAGUAUUCAGGCUAUCAGAAAUUAUUUGUUUCCACCUAAGGCAGAUGUAGAUGCUUUUGAGGCUCCAACUAUUACAUUGCCAGCGAAGAGAAAAGAGAGGUCCAUUUCUUCCUUGGUUGAAACCCCAAAGAUGUCAACACAGUCUACUCUGACAGGACGGAGAACCAAAGCUGCAAGAAGGACUAUCACAUCCCAGACGUUUUCUCUCGGUAAAUUGCCAAAUAAAUCUGAAGACCGCUAUCAGAUGGCUGAGAAGGCCUCGGCACUAAAAUCUACCAAGAUGACAACAUCUGCAAAUAAAAAACAGAACAGUGUAGAUAUUUCUGAAGAUGGAAAGAAUCAUGGGACGAUUGACAAGGAAGAGCUUGAGAAGCCCUUACGGAGUUUAGUCGUGGCAAGCGCGAAGAAAUCGCAGAAUCCAAGUCCUUGUCUCAAGGAAAGUCACAAAAAUAAAACAACCACAGAGCAUACUCCGAGGGAAAGCCCAGAAGCAGACUCGCAUGAUGGAAUAACUACCCAAGUCUGGUUUUCACUAGUCACUUCACCGAACCAGAUAGAAGCUAAACUGUUGCCUCAGCUAGAAAAGAAUUUCUACAGAAUUAAAGAUGGAACUAUGCGGGUAUCCUCCAUCCUGAGGCUGAUUAUGAAAAAACUUGAGCUAGCAAGUGACGAUAAGGUGGAGAUCUUAUGCCAUGAUGAGUCGGUGUGCCCCUCGACAACGCUGCACGGCCUACUCGAGCGGUGGCUGAGCUGCAAGCCGAAGGAAGAGGUCCUGAGGCCGGUGGGUGCUCCGGCGAAUGAGUUUGUGAUGGAGCUGCGCUAUCGCCGGUGCCCAGGGUCCAGGCCCCUUUGCUGCACGAUGAAGAUAGCGUCCCUCCCCUGCCAUUGCAGCACCUAGCUCCUCCGUCUCCGUCAUCCGCUCAUGCUCGUCGUUCAAUGGUCCAUCAGUCUGCCUACCUAGGAUAUAUUAUACAUAUAGUAUUCUCACUCUAUACCUGCAUAUCUUUCUCAAUUUUGUUGGACCGUGUAAAGAGAGAAGGGGCGAAAGGAAGAGGUUAGCAUACCCGUAGAUUUGCUAGACAAAGAAUCCGAAAAGUUUAUGCAGGCUACAUUUUUGGUUUACAGUUAUGAAUUCCUCAGUUGUUCCUC
This is a messenger RNA of Triticum dicoccoides, 1574 nucleotides long. Its product is annotated as E3 ubiquitin protein ligase DRIP2-like. The record is from RefSeq and is a predicted model, not a curated record. The transcript is spliced from 7 exons. NCBI's taxonomy places the organism in Eukaryota, Viridiplantae, Streptophyta, Magnoliopsida, Poales, Poaceae. Bases 196 to 1323 code for a protein of 375 amino acids. Gene Ontology annotation, molecular function: ubiquitin-protein transferase activity.